ACCCUUUCCUUGCCAUUCGUGAAAUCUGGAACAGGAGCGUCUUUAGGUCGAUCAAUUAGUGUGGAUCCGGCCUCACCACUCCUCCAUGUCAUUCUAUUAGUCUAGAUCCGGCUAGCAAUUCUAGCUGGGACUCCCAGUUCUAGCUCCUUUUGUUUAGCGUGUCAGAGACUGGGAGAAGAUGAUUGGCACUCCCUGGCUCCUUUGGAUGUACAGCUGUCCAGAUCCCUAGAACAUACCCUCCAUUCUGACGAGUUAUCAGUGCAUAGGGUGCUUACUAGAUUCUUGCCAGCCAGUACAGUUCAAGCUACACACAGCACCGCUCAACUAUUCUCUACCCCAUUAUCUAGCUAAAUCUGGUCCAACUAGACAGCAGACACAGCUAGUUAAUUCAGUAAAGCCAGGGGUAGCCCUACUUCUACGGUUGUUCAGUACCCACGGUAACAAUUCCUCUGGGCUGGGCUAACUAGUUGAGCCACGCCUCCCAAUUCUCAAGGCUAGGUACAUGUCUCUGUCUAGCUGCUUCUUCAGCUUCUUGCUCAGUUUUGUGGCUUAGAGAAAGGCCAGCUACUCAGGGGGAAGAGUCCAGAUGAAAGUCUGGCAGCCAGGUGACGUCCAAACGGUCAGUUAUUCUUUCCACCAACUUUUUAAUCUAGUCUAGUCCUGCUUGCACUGCUACUACUACUGCUGCUACUCUUCCUAGCUAGUCAAAGGUUUCUUUUUUUUUUUUUACAUAUGCACAAAGAGACAUCAAAGCUUACAUCAAAGGACACAGAUUUUUAGCCUACUUGACUGAUAAGGCGGUUACCUAGACUACAGUUUGUUUGUCAGGGAGGAGCUCACAUACAACUUCAUCUAAUUCAUCAUAACGAUUCCUUACCCAUUGUUGUAAUUUCUACAACAGAUUGCCAAGUUCAAUGGCAGCUGGGAAGUUUAAGAUAGCUUUAAUACAGCUAACAGUUGGAAAAGACAAGAAUGCAAACCUUCACAAGGCGGAGAGCCUGAUCAGGGAAGCUGCUGAAAAUAACGCAAGAGUCAUUUCUCUCCCUGAGUGCUUCAACUCUCCGUACGACACGGGCUGUUUCCCUGACUAUGCUGAGACCAUCCCAGGUGGUAUUACCAGUGAUUGUCUCUCCAAACUUGCUAGAGAGUGUAGGAUCUACCUAAUUGGUGGAUCUAUUCCAGAGAAGGAUGGAGACAAUUUUUACAAUACGUGUGCUGUGUUUGGACCUCAGGGAGAUUUUCUAGGAAAGUACAGGAAAAUGCACCUAUUUGAUAUUGACAUUCCUGGGAAGAUAAAGUUCAAGGAGUCUGUUACCCUCACUGGAGGAAGUGAACUUUUCACAUUUGACACAGAGUGGUGUAAGAUUGGAAUUGGUAUCUGUCGUGACAUUAGAUUCCCUGAGCUAGCAUCUCUCUACGCACAAAAAGGCUGCAAGUUGAUAUGCUACCCAGCAGCUUUCAGCAUGAUAACUGGACCACCGGAUUGGGAAGUACUGAUUAGAGCAAUUGCCUUGCAGAACCAGCUGUAUGUUACGGCCAUCAGUCCUGCUAGAGAUGACUCUCCUGGGGCGUGUUACACUGCAUACGGGCACUCUAUGAUCUCAAAUCCAGGAGGUGAUGUUAUCGCCUCUACAAAAGAAAAAGAAAGUAUAGUGUACGGUGAGGUGGACUUGAAAAGGCUUGAUGAAAUCAGAGAAGGACUACCCCUAAUGAUUCAAAAACGAUAUGACGUAUAUUCUCCUGUUAAAGUAAUUACUGCCGGUGUAUGUAAGGUGUGUCAUAAUUAAGUCAGUCUAUAUUAUAAUUAUGUGUAAUGUUUA
Halichondria panicea is the source of this 1820-nucleotide messenger RNA. RefSeq names its product omega-amidase NIT2-like. Gene Ontology annotation, molecular function: omega-amidase activity. Bases 915 to 1787 code for a protein of 290 amino acids. Gene Ontology annotation, cellular component: mitochondrion. Gene Ontology annotation, biological process: oxaloacetate metabolic process; L-glutamine metabolic process. The transcript has 8 exons. The record is from RefSeq and is a predicted model, not a curated record. NCBI's taxonomy places the organism in Eukaryota, Metazoa, Porifera, Demospongiae, Suberitida, Halichondriidae.